Messenger RNA from Acanthopagrus latus (yellowfin seabream), 1214 nucleotides. RefSeq lists its product as uncharacterized. The record is from RefSeq and is a predicted model, not a curated record. Bases 198 to 1145 code for a protein of 315 amino acids. The transcript has 13 exons. Gene Ontology annotation, molecular function: phospholipase inhibitor activity; calcium-dependent phospholipid binding; calcium ion binding. Gene Ontology annotation, cellular component: cytoplasm. Lineage: Eukaryota; Metazoa; Chordata; Actinopteri; Spariformes; Sparidae.
CCUUUUUAUUGUGUGCUGUGUUUCCUGUCAGAAGGACUGGAAUCUUUCCAUGACAUAAUAAUAUACACGACUGGAAUAGAGAAAACGCAUGUGAAGUGUGGUCUUUGUCUCCCACUUUCCCCUUUUUCUUCUUUCCUUUCUGUCCUCCUGUCCUCUCGAGACUGAAGGCGAAAGUGCAGCAGAUAAAAACAAAAGCCAUGGACCCCGACUACUUCAAAUCUCAUGACAUGUGGUGGGGCACCCUUGGAACGGUGCGCCCCUUCUCCAAUUUCAAUCCUGAGCAGGACGUCAUGGAGAUCCGGGCGGCGCUGGAGAAGAAAGAUGCGGUGACCCUGUUGAGCAUCCUCACCAAUCGGAGCAACGAACAGAGACAAAUGAUCGCCAAGACGUUUCAAGAUUUAACGCGAAGGGACCUGGCAGCUGGUCUGAAGAAAGCUCUGGCUGGAGAUCUGGAGACGCUCCUGCUGGAUUUGCUGACGCCUCCUCUGCAUUACGAGGCUCAGCGCCUGCAGCAGGCCAUGGUGGGCAUCGGCACGGAUGAGGAUUCGCUGCUGGAGAUCCUGUGCACACGAUCUGGAAAGCAGCUGAAAGAAAUCAGCGCUGCAUACCAACAAGUGUAUAAGAAGGACCUGGAGAAGGAAGUAAAAGGAGAGUCCAGUGGAGAUUUUGCUAAGCUUCUUGUGGCUCUGCUAAAUAAAGAAACUGUUCCUGGUGUUGUUCAAAGAGACAUUGAGUUUCUCAUUUCGUCAGUGAAUGGUAAAAAAGUUGAUGCAGGACCAUGGAUCGAGAUACUGACCUCCAGAGACUCAGACCAUCUCAACGAUGUGCUGUUGGGGCUGGAGCUGGCGACCGGAAAGAUGGUGGAACAACUUCUGGAGAAAAGCUUCUCAGGAGACAUCAGGCUGGGUCUGACAGUUUUAGUAAAGUGCAUUCAGGACCCCUACCACUACCUUGCCCAAAGACUGACAAUCAAGAAGACACCAAUAGUGCAGGGUAUUAUGGUGUCUCACAGUGAGGAAGAUCUGCUGUGUAUCCGAGCUGCCUACCUGAAACUAACAGGCACUUCCCUCUACACUGCUCUACAGAAUCAGUUCAAAGGAGAUCACCUACAGGCUCUGCUGGCCAUCUGUAGAUCUGAAGAUUAAACAAAAAGCCGGAAUGAAUUUAUGGUUGUGCAAUAAAAUAAAUAAACUUCAUCUUCUGUUGCUUCCUUU